AUGGCGCGUGUUCUCUUUCGUCUACUUCAAGAAGCCAACUCUUCAUCUCCAGCAGAAGCUUCUCCGGCUUUAAACUCCGAUCUUGUAGUCAUCCUCGCCGCUCUUGUCUGUGCAGUGAUUUGCUUCCUCGGUUUAGUCGCCGUCUCUCGAUGCGCUUGGCUCCGCCGUCUCGCCAACAGAUCCGCCGCGAGUUCCGAUCAGACUCAACCACCUCCGGUAGCUGCGGCGGCUAACAAAGGAUUAAAGAAGAAAGUUCUCCGAUCACUACCGAAGCUAACUUACUCGCCGGAUUCUUCUCCGGCGGAGAAACUCGCCGAGUGUGCGAUCUGUCUGUCGGAAUUCGUCGCCGGAGAUGAGCUCAGAGUGUUGCCGCAGUGUGGUCACGGUUUUCACGUAUCGUGUAUCGACACGUGGCUUGGGUCCCACUCUUCGUGUCCUUCUUGCCGUCAGAUUUUGGUGGUUGCCAGGUGUCAAAAAUGUGGCGGGUUACCCGGUAGUUCUAGCUCAGGAUCCGAACCCGAUACCCGAAUCGAGCAACGUGAAGAUGAUCCUAAUAAUUUCUUACCUUAA
Molecule: messenger RNA, 570 nt
Organism: Arabis nemorensis
Lineage: Eukaryota; Viridiplantae; Streptophyta; Magnoliopsida; Brassicales; Brassicaceae
Source: the annotation of a GenBank genome assembly